Messenger RNA from Vigna unguiculata (cowpea), 1660 nucleotides. RefSeq lists its product as uncharacterized. The record is from RefSeq and is a predicted model, not a curated record. Lineage: Eukaryota; Viridiplantae; Streptophyta; Magnoliopsida; Fabales; Fabaceae.
GGUAUUAAGGGGUCGCCGACAGCUGCCAUUCUCCGCCAUCACCGGCAUAAUCCACGUGUCCAUCACCUUUUUCUUCCAAACUUUUGUCUCUUCUGUUCUCCUUCUCCUUUCUAUUCAUUCUUCCUCUCCCAAACCAAGUGCCAUUGUUACUUCUUCUCUUACUUUGUCUCCCCCAUUAGUAUUAUCCUCUUUUCAAGAUGUUCAAUUUCUUACUUAGAAAAGAUGCAAGAAAGAUUCUCAAGCGCAAAGAUAGCGAUGCUGGGGAAAGAGGAAGAGCACUGGAAGACCUGAGAGGCUCACUGUUUAAUGAAUUUCGUUCCCCUGAAGGUGCAAAACGGCAUCAACAUCGUACAUGUGGUCCAGCUGCAGCACUUGCCUUCAAUUUUGUAGUAGCAAUUAGUAUUAUCUUCAUGAACAAAAUGGUUCUUCAAACUGUUAAAUUCAAAUUCCCUAUUCUUCUCUCACUAAUUCACUAUGUAGUGAGCUGGUUCUUAAUGGCUGUACUAAAUGUGUUCUCUUUGCUUCCUGCCUCUCCUUCCUCAAAAUCAACUAACCUGUCUGCUUUAUUUACUCUUGGAUUUGUCAUGUCUCUAUCUACUGGCCUUGCUAAUGUCAGCUUGAAGUAUAAUAGUAUUGGUUUCUAUCAGAUGGCAAAGAUUGCAGUAACACCUUCAAUAGUUAUGGCAGAAUUUGUAUUGUAUAGGAAGAAAGUUUCUUGGCCCAAGGCUUUAGCAUUAACGGUAGUAUCCAUUGGUGUUGCUGUGGCUACAGUGACAGAUCUGCAGUUUCAUUUCUUUGGUGCCUGUGUUGCAUUAGCAUGGAUUGUACCUAGUGCUAUAAACAAAAUCCUCUGGUCCAGAUUGCAGCAGCUAGAAAACUGGACUGCUUUGGCGUUAAUGUGGAAAACAACACCCAUUACUUUAAUUUUUCUGGCUGCUAUGUUACCCUGCUUAGACCCUCCUGGUGUACUUUCCUUUGAUUGGAACUUCAUUAACACAUUGGUGAUACUCACAUCAGCCAUUCUUGGAUUUUUGCUUCAGUUAUCUGGGGCCUUAGCACUAGGUGCUACAUCUGCGGUCUCGCAUGUUGUUCUUGGGCAGUUUAAGACAUGCAUUAUCCUUUUGGGAAACUAUUAUCUCUUUGGAUCGAAUCCUGGCAUAAUCAGUAUCUUUGGAGCAUUUACAGCUAUUGUUGGUAUGUCUGUUUACACUUGCCUUAAUCUGAAGCAGCAAACAGCCAAGAUAUUUCCUCAUCAGACCUCCCUUUUACCAAAAUCUAAACUAAGCAAAGAAAAUGGCAGUUCCCAUAAUGGACAUUACAGCGCAGAAAAUGUCUAACAAAAUUCCUGAUACUGCAUUACAUGAGAUGAUAAUUAACCAAUCAUUUUUUUUUUCCUUGCUGUGAUUUCUAGAUUCGAAUCUGACCAUUUUUGGUGGUGAUAGUUUAUGUUCAAAUAUAAAAAUUCAUUAAAUUCAUACUAGGAUUCAAUGCUUCUAUCAUGGCAAGUGGGAACCCCAUCUACUCUGUAAAUGAAUUAUUUGGUUGUUUCUUAUCCUGAGUUACGAGUUUUUUCUGCGGUAUAGAAUAGGAGCUACUGUUUCAUUUGUAAUUGUCACAGAAAACAGAAUUUCAUCAUUUUAUUUUAUUUUUGUUAUAUUCA